This is a messenger RNA of Huiozyma naganishii CBS 8797, 783 nucleotides long. RefSeq lists its product as uncharacterized. The transcript has a single exon. Lineage: Eukaryota; Fungi; Ascomycota; Saccharomycetes; Saccharomycetales; Saccharomycetaceae. Bases 1 to 783 code for a protein of 260 amino acids. The record is from RefSeq and is a predicted model, not a curated record.
AUGUCUAACGAACUAGAUAACUACUCACUUCUUUUUCUGACCAAUGUAUUUUCCGCAGCGGGUACUAUGUACUCAUGCAUGGACGCCUUUUCCAGACCGCUUACUGUAUGGGGGUGUACUUUUGGUCUAGUUGGUUCCGCUACGUCCAUUGCCCUUAGCAUCCUGGUCGGUACCGACAUAUUACUGGGGGAUGAGGCAAACGGGUUAUACUCGUUUGACAAUUCCACGUCGCUGUUCUAUUCGUCGAUGAACAGCCAGUACUGUCCCGUGACGGCUUAUUUGAAGCAGAUAGAAGAAGAACAAGACGCUUUCCGAAUAGCGUCUUGGAUGGACAACCCCCAGGAAUGGUGGAGCGACCUGAAGAAUGGGAUGAAGCUAAUUAAUGGCUCCCUGGACAAGAGAGUGCGUGAGAUCGCAGGGUCAAACAGGAAGUGUCUGACCUACAAUGUCAACAAACUCCUCCCUGCCAACUAUAACUUAAUGCAGUACGAAGUCUGUACUUCAAGAGCCGGACUUAAGUACCUACAGGAUGCAGAGCUGAAACGGCAGGGCAAGAAAAUGCUGGCUCAAGUCAAGAAACUAUUGAAGGAGAAGGACAUCACACCGAAACGGACCCUGAUUAACCGCGGGUACACCAGAUUUUUCGGAGACAAAGCUGUCGAGUUCACGGAAAGAUUGGUCGAAAUGGCCCAAGCUUUCCACGAGAAAAGGGAACUCGAGCUCAGUCUGGACAACUCCGAGAAUGAAUUCCUGUUCUCCAUUAAACUUUUCAAAGACGUAUAA